AUGGCCACACACAAUCUUUACAGUAAUCCAUUAUCAUCCACUGUCAAUGGGGAUAGCACUGAAAAUGAUGAACUAAUUGCACGUUUAUUUCAGGAAAAUUUGAAUGAUCAUGUAUUGAAGGAUUCGCUAAAUAUUAACAAACCAAAACAAUUAAAAAAGAAUAGUAUUAUUGACAUAGAAAAAUUUCAAGAAGUACUAAAAAAUGUUAAAUCGUGUGAAUAUCGGACGUCAGCAGUUGAAGCUACACGGCAUGAUGAUCGAUUAGAACAAAAGCAAGAAGAAACAUUUUCAAAGAAAACGCACAAUCAGCAAUUGUAUGACGAUGGUGACCUAGCAUAUUUAUUACAAAUCGAAGAAAUUUUAAAAACUGAAGAUAAAAAAAAUCAAAAAAAUGGAUUACUAAGGCAAGCCAAGAAUUUUGUUAGUUUUUUUAAGUCUUCUGUCAUUUAUCUAUUUUUUUUUAGUGAUAUGGAACGAAACAAAGUUGCAAUGGAAGAAACAUAUUCGUCAGUUGUACAAACGUUACAAAUGGAUGGAAAUGUAAAUACACUUAUAGGACGAAUAAACGGUAUAAUGACAAUUAUUUUCGGGCGUUUUACGAAUUUUCAAAACCAAAAUAAAGCAUUGAUCGAUCAAGUCAAUAAAUUUUCGAAACAUGUCUUUCCUAUUUUGAUCACUGCUGCUGGUACAAAAGCUAAAACUCCAACUUCAAAUCCAGUGAUCUUAUUGCUAGGAUUAGUCAUAGCUGUUGCACGAAGCGAACUAAGUAUUGAUGAUGGAAAGCAAAUAAUGCAAAAUAUUGCAACAAUGUGGACACAAGCAUCAGUGUGGUACGAAUUUUUUGAACAAUUAUUAUAUCUAUUUGUGGCCGUCACAAUGCCGAUGUUUGGACAGACAGCUAUGCAGAAAUUCUUACAGAAAAUAGACACGUACACGAAGAGUGUGACACCAGCAACGGUUCCAGCUAAUACUUAA
This is a messenger RNA of Didymodactylos carnosus, 975 nucleotides long. The record is from the annotation of a GenBank genome assembly. Lineage: Eukaryota; Metazoa; Rotifera; Eurotatoria; Philodinida; Philodinidae.